AGCUGCGCAAAAAGCUGCGCAGUUGCCGUUUCUUCAAUCAUAAAUGAUCGAGGCGAAUGUUUUGAUGGAGUCUAUGGAUUAAAAAGCUCAUUUUCUGUGAUGUAAAUCACAAGUGCUGCAACGAACAGUGUCGUUUUAUGUGCUGCAACAGAUCUGAAACGAAUUGAGUUCGUUUACGCCAGAAACGGUCAGUUAAUUAAUAUCGUAGGCUGCGGCGGCCUAGCUAACGUUAGUUAGCGCUGCGAAGUUGGGACAGUCCUUUGAUUUAAUAAGCUCACUGAAAAGCUCUUUUUAGUCUUUGUGGCUAUAAUCAUCAAAGAUUAUCGUACCUUUAAUUGAAGUAAACUCGUCUGAAAGUGAGAACGGCUUCUCGACACCAAAUCAAAGGGAAGUGGUUAUCCAUGUCCACGAGUUCCUUCAGAUUAAUAAUCUUCAGUAACAUCAGCAAACAUGUCUUUAGUCGCUUAUGGCAGCAGUGAUGAGAGUGACUCAGAGGACACCUCAACUUCUUCCGCACCGGAGAGCAAAGCCAGCAUAGGUGGGCUCUUCUCACUCCUUCCUGCACCUAAAAAGCCAGGAUCGGUCGGAGGAAUCGGUGAACCAAGAAAGGAGACAAAAACGAUCCAUUCAGCAGGAGACAGCACGUCAAACGAUGACCUGGAUCCUCAGCCAUCUAAAGGAGGCUUACUGUCCAGUCUACCUAAACCGAAGAAGAGGACAGAGCCUGUCAAGAUCACCGUACCACAGAUCCUGAAACGGGAUUCAGACUCUGAUGAUGAUGAUGAACCAGCAAAGAAAAAACUACAACCUCAGGGUUCAGGCCUGUCCUCCCUUCUUCCCCAACCCAAAAACCUGACAGUAAAAGAGAUGGAUAGACCCCUGAUUCCUCACACACUCACCAAGCGCCAAGAACCCAAAGGACCCAAGCCUGGAGCCCCAGGUCAAGGUCUGCUUGGUUCUAGUGCAUCUCCCUCUGCUAUCAAAGCUGCAGCAAAGUCCGCCGCCCUGCAGCUAGCUAGACAAAUAGCCACUGAUGACCAGGACAACGAAGAGGACAUAACCCCACAGAACUACUUUUCUCUGGGCGAGAGCUCCCAGCCUCUCUCUGCGGUCGUCCCAAGCUUAGACCCUGAGCCAGGAGCCCCCGCAGAGCCUCUUCCUCUUGCACCUGCAGAUGAGCCAGGUCAGUCAGAUGCUCCUCUCGACUUUGGGGGGAACAGUGAGGGAGCUGGUCCAUGGGGAGGUCAAUACCCGCAGUAUCAGCAGCCCAUGCCAGGCCCAGAAGCUCUCCCUCAGGGGUAUUAUAAUGAGCCAUACUACCAAGAUCCUGACGCGGGAUUGGCAGAGGCUGAAGAGCCCGGCAACUCUGCUAUGUUUGAUGACGAAGCGUUUAUGCGGCUGCAAGGGAAACGGAACAGGGGCAAAGAGGAGGUCAAGUUUCUGGAGAUCAAAGGGGACGACCAGCUGAGCGGCAACCAGCAGUGGAUGACCAAGAGCAUAACAGAAGAGAAGCAGACCCGUCAGUCCUUCAGCAAGAAAAAAGGAGAGCAGCCUACAGGACAACAGCGACGCAAGCAUCAGAUAACAUAUCUCAUUCAUCAGGCAAAGGAACGUGAGUUGGAGCUGAAGAACAGCUGGGCAGACAACAAGCUAACCCGCAGACAGACACAGGCCAAAUACGGUUUCUAAAUGUCAUAUUGUGGACUCUUGGUGGCAUGUGGAAACCCUGCAUCAGAAAGUAGAGUAGAGCUUUCCAGAUUUCCCCUCGCAAAGGGAAGACUUGUGUUCGGGAAGAAACUAUACACACCUUUAUAACAGAUUUUUCCCUCCUUCCUGUAUUUGUGUUGAAUUGCUAUUAUUCAGUAGUUCUUUUGUUCGACCGUUUCUUACAGUGUCACUGCAGCCACAGCCGUUAAACCUCCUUUCACAGUAAUUUACACUUAAUACAUGCUCUAUACCUACAAAUAAAAAUACAACUGUUUUUAAGGUACCUGUGGCCAGUCAGUGGCAGACGUGUGUAACGUGACCCUCAAGUCGCCAUUAUAAAUGUUUUCCUUUGAAAGUGUGUGCUUCCUGUUCAUACAGUGAACGCAGAUGUGUGACUCCUUUUUGGUGUGUGGGAUAAAGACAGAUGACUCUACAAAACAGGUUUGGUUCUCUGGCAAAUGUUAUUUAAAAUGAUGCAAAUGAGAAAUGAACUGGAGUCAGUAGAAAGCUGUGACACGUUACAUAUUUAUUCGCUGAAUCAACUUUGUAUUAAGAAAUAAAGAUGUUGGAAUACACAUGCAGCAGUUGCUCCUAAUGACUCAUUAAAUUAAGGAUGUAAAACUUGUCUGUGUUGCUGUUCUUUCAUCCCUGUAUUUUUUAUUUACAUCACAUUCUUGCAUUGAAAACUCAAAGCUUUGAAAGAGCAUUUUUUUCUAAAUAUGUUUUACAUAAAUGAACUGCCAGAGAACCAAACAUGCAUUUCCCAUCCAGCUGGUUCUUUAACCAUCAGGCCAGAGAACCAUCUGAUUUUGACAUGAAACAGGAACCUCAGUUUUACCUGCUGCAUCCAACAUGCAUCUUACAAAUUCAGUUGUUUUCUCCUAAUUCCCCAUGAUGAGUCUUUUUAGUAGUGUGCCAUUGGCAGUGAUGCAACACAUUUAGCCAGACAAUACUCUAAAUGGCAAAUGCCUUCAUAUCAAGUUUAUGUUUUACAUUAGGUGGUUAAGAAGAGGCUGUAACUGUAUUUCUCUGUGCUGCUCCAAUUUUCGGAAAACUGUGCUGUAAAAAAUAAUCUGUGUAAGUGGCUUAUCCACUGCCAGAUAUAGGACUGUUCAGUGCGGUGAAACUAAAUCCUGCCACACUCUCCAGCUUAGGAGAAUAUUGCAAAAUUUCUGCUGUCUCUUGGAUUAGCACACCUAGCACUGGCCAAACAGCCAUCUCUGCAGGACACACCGCAAAAGCCAUGGUGACAGACACUCACAAUGGCGUGACGUUGACAAAUAGCCGACUGUCGGCUUGUGUCAGGGCCUUAAAAUUAAUCAGACAUUCACAGCACUCUUUGGUUAAUUACAUAUCUGUCUCUCGACCUCAGCAUGGUUCAUGUAGAAAUUUACGAAGCGUACAACCCACAUGUUGGCAUGCUGGGAAAAUCUUUUUGUUUACUCUAUACUUUUGUCAUGCAUAUUGUGCAGUUUAAAAUAAUGAAUAAAUCUUUUCCCUUCA
This is a messenger RNA of Epinephelus lanceolatus (giant grouper), 3210 nucleotides long. RefSeq names its product proline rich mitotic checkpoint control factor (gene prcc). Gene Ontology annotation, cellular component: nucleus. The record is from RefSeq and is a predicted model, not a curated record. Lineage: Eukaryota; Metazoa; Chordata; Actinopteri; Perciformes; Serranidae.